Molecule: messenger RNA, 1929 nt
Organism: Exaiptasia diaphana
Lineage: Eukaryota; Metazoa; Cnidaria; Anthozoa; Actiniaria; Aiptasiidae
Exons: 18
Source: RefSeq, a predicted model, not a curated record
AUGAAAAAAAUGAAGAAGACUCGAUCUGGAAUCCGAGUAAAGUCAUCAGAAAGGCGAAAAUCGGCUUCUAAAGGGGGAAGAGGAGUACGAGGGAGCUCACAAGAUCAAGAAGAAGAAGUGAAAAAAAAAUUGGCAUUCAAAGUUCUCUCAGAAGACCAAACUCUUGCUUUGAAAGAGUUGACAAAAAAAAAACUAGAAGCAAAAAAAACAGAAAUUCUAAACAUCAAUAACUUUCAUAUUUCACUCCCAGAAGCUUCUGUUUAAAAAAAUUAUGUAGCUGGAUUUUGGUUUACAAAAGAACAAAAUUUUAACUGUCAACAGUAAAAAAAUUUUUUCACAGUUCUUAGAAUGUUAAUAGAGAAUAUUAAAGAUAAACAAAUGACGCUUGCUGAAAAUUUUAAUGCAUAAAAAAAGUUACUUGCUGGAAUUGGUGUUGACAAUUSUUCAUUGAGUGGUGGUCUUGAGUGAAAAAAAGUGAACCAAGCAAAAACAAUUACAGAUUACUUUACUGAAAAGUUGUUUCAACAUUACAAGUUGUAUGAGUAUUUAUUUGCUAAAGAAACAGAAGAAAAAAAAAUAACGACAGAGCUUAAGAUAGAGAUUGCUCAAAAAAACGACAUACCUUUCCCACCACCAUUAGAUGAAGGGAUGACAGAGGAGGUCUGGAAAGAAUAUAUCAUGACACCUCCUUCUUCGCCGCAACCAGACGCAGGCGAUGAGGCAAUGGAGAAAGACGAAUCUGCAGGGCAACAGCAAGCAACAGUAGAAGACAAAAAAGACCAAAAAAAGUCUAUUGAUCYGCAUGUUAUUAAAACUAUUGUCAGAAAGACUGCUGAUGAUGUGUUUGGAAAUUUCAAGGUUGAAGUUGAAGCAAAAUUGAAAGAGAGAGAAAACAAAAAAAAAUGUAUAAAAAAACCCAGUCGUUUGCCAACCAAUGUAUUCAACAGGAAGCAAUCAGAGACAUUGUUUUAUCUCCUUGGUCCUGAUGGAGUGAGGGAGUGUUUGGAUGUUCUGUAUGUCAUUUCACAAACUCAUGCUGAUAUUCAGUUCUGUCCACUCCUCCCCUCUAUAACUGCACUCUUUCUGCAUUUAAAAAAAAAAGAACAAGCAUAUUGUUGUAUAUCUGAAAUGCUGAACUCCAAGAAGUCAUACAAAAAAAUAGGCCAGGCMUCAAUUGCUGUUUCUGCAAAGACAUUUCAAGAUUGUUUGAAAACAUUUAUGAAAAAAUCUUACAAGCAUUUCAAGGUGAUCACUGCUGCAUCAAAGGAUACCACUAAAAAAAGCAAAGUAGCAGUAUUCUUUCCUCUCUGGGUUUCAUUGGUUUUUUCACAUCUGGAAAAAAAGACUCUAGUCUAUAUUGUUGAUAAUUUCAUCCUUCAAGGACCUAAAGUACUUGUUCGUGUUGGUCUAGUUUUGUUCAAUCAUUUUGAUAAAUGGUUGGUGAAGAAUGAAGUUGUAACUUUAAAGGAUUUUGACGAGAAGUUUGCUCAGUUCAUUUCUGAGCUACCUUUAAAAGGAUACAAGCUAAUGGAGGCAGCUUUCAAAAUCCGUGGUUUGUCCAGAAAAAAACURGCUUCUUAAAAAAAUCAAAAUGUGGUGUUGUUGAGAGAAGGAGUUCUUGAUGUACCAUUUUUUCUCGAAAAAAAAAAGAUACCAACACUUUAUAGAAUACAAGGGACUGACAUUCUCAAUGAUGAACAGUGGGAAGUGCUUUCAUCCUGGCUGCCUGAAAAACUCCAGAUAAAAAAAACAUAUUGUUUAUUUUCCACGCAGAAUGAUGGUUUCAGCAUUAAGACAUUGUACAAUAAGUGUGAAAAACAAGCAGAGUCAAUUCUUUUAGAAAAAAAGUCAACAGGAGAGAUUGUUAAAAAAAUUUGUACUGCUCCAUGGGAAGAAAGACARGAAGGACCAAAGACUCUUUCAUACUAA